This is a messenger RNA of Gadus chalcogrammus (walleye pollock), 3630 nucleotides long. It is a transcript of the gene grm5a, whose product is annotated as glutamate receptor, metabotropic 5a. Gene Ontology annotation, molecular function: G protein-coupled receptor activity involved in regulation of postsynaptic membrane potential; adenylate cyclase inhibiting G protein-coupled glutamate receptor activity. Gene Ontology annotation, cellular component: postsynaptic density membrane. Gene Ontology annotation, biological process: regulation of synaptic transmission, glutamatergic; trans-synaptic signaling by endocannabinoid, modulating synaptic transmission; G protein-coupled glutamate receptor signaling pathway. Lineage: Eukaryota; Metazoa; Chordata; Actinopteri; Gadiformes; Gadidae. The coding region runs from base 1 to 3630 and encodes 1209 amino acids. The record is from RefSeq and is a predicted model, not a curated record. The transcript is spliced from 17 exons.
AUGCUGGCCGUCGCUGUGCUGUGGGGGUCUGACCUCGGGGGGCCAGGCGUAGGAGGGGGUCACGCUGUCGUGGCGGCCCAGGCCACCGAGAGGAGGGUGCUUGCACACAUCCCCGGUGACAUCAUCAUGGGCGCCCUGUUCUCUGUCCACCACCAACCCCCUGCGGACAAGGUCCAUGAGCGUAAGUGCGGGGCGGUGAGGGAGCAGUACGGCAUCCAGAGGGUGGAGGCCAUGAUGCACACCCUGGACCUGAUCAACGCAGACCCCAACCUGCUCCCCAACAUCACGCUGGGCUGUGAGAUCAGGGACUCGUGCUGGCACUCUGCCGUGGCUCUGGAGCAGAGCAUCGAGUUCAUCCGGGACACGCUGGUCUCCAACGAAGAGGAGGAGAGCCAGGCCAAGUGUCCCGGGGAGGACGGGUCCGUGGUGAUGCAGUCCAAGAAGCCCAUCGUGGGCCUGAUCGGACCGGGCUCUAGCUCCGUCGCCAUCCAGGUUCAGAACCUCCUCCAGCUGUUCAACAUCCCGCAGAUAGCCUACUCAGCCACCAGCAUGGACCUCAGCGACAAGAGCCUGUUCAAGUACUUCAUGAGGGUGGUCCCGUCAGACGCCCAGCAGGCCCGAGCCAUGGUGGACAUCGUCAAGCGCUACAACUGGAGCUACGUCUCCGCCAUACACACAGAAGGCAACUACGGCGAGAGCGGCAUGGAGGCAUUUAAGGACAUGGCCGCCGAGGAGGGAAUCUGCAUCGCCCACUCGGACAAGAUCUACAGCAACGCGGGCGAGCAGAGCUUCGACAAGCUGCUGGACAAACUGCGGGGCCACCUUCCCAAGGCCAGAGUAGUGGCCUGCUUCUGCGAGGGCAUGACCGUCCGAGGCAUACUGAUGGCCAUGCGACGCCGCCACCUGGUCGGGGAGUUCCUGCUGGUGGGGAGCGACGGCUGGGCGGACAGGUCCGACGUCACCGACGGUUACCAGAGAGAGGCCGCGGGGGGCAUCACCAUCAAGCUCAAGUCGGCCUACGUCACCUGGUUUGACGACUACUACCUGAACCUGAAGCCCGAGACCAACCUCAGGAACCCCUGGUUCCCAGAGUUCUGGCAGCACCGCUUCCAGUGCCGGCUGCGGGGCUACCCGCAGGAGAACCCCGCCUACAACCGCACCUGCAACUGGAGAGAGUCUCUGCGCCAGCAGUACGCUCAAGACACCAAGAUGGGCUUCGUCAUCAACGCCAUCUACUCCAUGGCGUACGGCCUGCACGCCAUGCAGCAGUCCCUCUGCCCCGGCUACAAGGGUUUAUGCGGCGCCAUGCGGCCCAUCGACGGACGAAAGCUCCUGGAGUUCCUGAUGAAGACUAACUUCACCGGCGUGUCCGGAGAGACGAUCUACUUUGACGCCCAUGGGGACUCCCCCGGCCGGUACGAGAUUAUGAAUUUCAAGCACACGGGGAACAGCGAGUAUAGCUACAUCCAUGUGGGCAGCUGGGACCAGGGCGGCCUGCGGAUGGACGACGACGAGAUCUGGACCAACAACAGUGACAUCAUCCAAUCGGUGUGCUCGGAACCCUGCCAGAGGGCACAGAUCAAGGUGAUCCGUAAAGGAGAGGUGAGCUGCUGUUGGACGUGCACGCCCUGCAAGGACAACGAGUUUGUCUUUGACGAGUACACCUGUCGAGCAUGUGUGCUAGGCUACUGGCCCACUGACGACCUCACCGGCUGCGAGCCAAUCCCAGUCCAGUAUGUCCGCUGGGGGGAUCCAGAGCCAAUCGCGGCCGUGGUCUUUGCCUGUCUGGGUCUCAUGGCUACCCUCUUUGUAACAUCCAUCUUUAUUAAGUUCUGGGACACCCCUGUGGUGAAGUCGUCCAGCCGUGAGCUGUGCUACAUCAUCCUGGCUGGGAUCUUCCUGGGCUACCUCUGCACCUUCAGCCUCAUCGCCAAGCCCCACGUGGUGCUCUGCUACCUCCAGCGGCUGGGCAUCGGCCUGUCCCCGGCCAUGAGCUACUCGGCCCUGGUCACAAAGACAAACCGCAUCGCACGGAUCCUGGCAGGCAGCAAGAAGAAGAUCUGCACCAAGAAACCUCGCUUCAUGUCGGCCUGCGCCCAGCUCGUCAUCGCCUUCAUCCUCAUACUGCUGCAGCUGGGCAUCAUCGUGGCCCUGCUGGUCAUAGAGCCCCCGCAGGUGAUCUACGACUACCCAAGCAUCCGGGAGGUCCACCUGAUCUGCAACCUGACCACCCUGGGGGUGGUCGCGCCGCUGGGCUACAACGGCCUGCUCAUCCUCAGCUGCACCUUCUACGCCUUCAAGACGCGCAACGUCCCGGCCAACUUCAACGAGGCCAAGUACAUCGCCUUCACCAUGUACACCACCUGCAUCAUCUGGCUGGCCUUCGUGCCCAUCUACUUCGGCUCCAACUACAAGAUCAUCACCAUGUGCUUCAGCGUCAGCCUCAGCGCCACCGUGGCGCUGUGCUGCAUGUUCGCCCCCAAGGUGUACAUCAUGCUCGCCAAGCCGGAGAAGAACGUGCGUAGCGCCUUCACCACCUCCACGGUGGUGCGCAUGCACGUGGGCGACGCCAAGACCGCGGCCAAGGCGGCCAAACCCACCAGCAGCAUGGCCAACAUGUUCCGGCGCCGCGACUCGGGACAGGGGAACGUCAGCUCCAACGGGAAGUCUCUGACGUGGGCCCAGAACGAGCGCAGCCAGCAGCGGCCAAACCUGUGGAAGAGGAUCUCCAUCCACGUGAAGAAGACGGAGGAGGUGGAGGUCAACCACACCGCCAUCAUCAAGCCCUUCUCCAAGGGGCCCGAGUCCCCCGUCGACACCGGCAGCCUCCACGUGGAGUACGAGGACGAGUCCCCCCUGACCACCUACCCGCCCUCCCCCCCGCCCUUCCACGCCCCGACCCCCGGCGGCCUGCACGACGACGGGGCCCGGGCCCCCCAGGGGGACGGAGCGGCAGCGGCGCAUCAGCAGGCCCUGCCGGCGUACUCCCCUGGGACCCCCCAGACGCUCGGCCGCAGGCUGCCUGAGGGCCGUGGAGGGGGGCCCGCCGCCGCGGCGGAGGAUCCGGGGGUGCCGGAGGAGCAGCUGGUGGACACCGGCGUGGGGGACAUCGGUGUGAGGAUGCUGGCCGGGCAGCCCCAGUGCUCAACCAUCAUGGACCAGAUCAGCAGCGUGGUGCACCGCUUCACCGCCAACAUCAGUGAGCUCAACACCAUGAUGCUCCCCGGGUCGCCACCGGGGGGCGCCACCGGGUGCGCCGCCGUCCCGGGGCCCGGCACCUUCAUCCCCGGCCCGGAGGUCAGCGCCUGCGGGCCGCCCCCCGCCCUGAUGCCCCGGGCCCGGCCGAGCGGCUCCGCCGUCACCGCGUACGCCCAGGUGUCGGCCAGCAGCGCCGCCCCCGGCGAGAACCCGCGACCGAUGAUGUACGAGCGCAUGGCCGGCGUGUGCGCCAACGGCCGGAGGUCCAGGAAUACGGAGGAGCUGGUCGCACUGACUCCCCCGUCCCCGUUCAGAGACCUGUCCAUGGGCUCCAACAGCGACUCGCCUCCCCCGUCUCUCUCGCCGGCCUCGGAGGAGGAUUACGACCAGCUCCUGCUGCGGCACUAUACCCAGAGCUCGUCCUCCCUCUAG